UAAAAUAAGCAGAAAUAUAUUUUUCUUGCCUACAGUUUCAAAUAGUUCCUGAGACACAAUGCAGAAGGAUUUUUGUUUUCUUUUUGGAAGCCAUUGGACCAGCUUCUCAAAGUGCAAGACAGAUUGUAAAAUGCACAGGGUGGGGCAAUGAGAAUCGAAAGAGACUCCUGCUAUAAAAUAUAACCACUAUGGUGUCUGUUUCAUGGCCUGAUUGAGCACACAGAAGUCGCCAGGGCUGGGCCAGCAGAGUGGGAUUUAAAAAGGAAUCAAACGUUUUAUUUCUCUCUGGCAAGAGCCAGAGUCCGUCCCUCUUUCUGACUCUCAUUUUUCACCUGUAGCAUUGCCUGUUAUGGGAGGACAUAUGGAACAUUCUUUCUAUUCCCUAAAAUACAAAUGCGAUAUCAAUCAGCACAGAAGGGUAUGUGUGAUGUUUUUAACAUGCCUUCCUAUGACCUCCCUCCCGUCUCCCUACUGGGCGGAGAAUGGUGGAGGGUGCGGCUUCUUGGGUGGCUGCUGUCUCUUCCCCAGGGACCUUCGUGAGCACAUGGCCCGGCUCGGUUAGGUCUUGGAGGAUCUCCCUGAAGUGGACCAAGCCAGCUUCUGCAUCUCCACAAAAAGAAAGCAUCAAGUUCAGGCAUCAGGCUUUGAAAGACUCACACAUUUUCCAGAUUGGACAAUCCAAAGAAGAAAAAGUGAUGCCAUGGCAGCUGUUCCAACACCACCACCGCCUGUAGAACUCCUGACCACCCCGUUUAUGAAGAGGAUGAAUACACCAACUUCAGAAGAGGACGUCAACAUGGCUGUCAUAGGAGCUGUUAUUGCCGUGGUUUUCAUCACUCUCCUUUCUGUCGUUGUGCUGAUUGUCAUUUACCUGUACAAGAACAAAGGCAGCUACCACACUUACGAACGGCCAGACACAGAUCCUGAGGGGUCCAUCCAGAUGGAAGACCUCUCUCGUAAAGGUGAAAAGGAAGAAUAUUUUAUAUAGAAGAUAUUAGUUUACCAGCAUACUUUGGACACAGUGAUCUUCAGUAAACUGUUUGAUGCUUCUUAUGUUUGCCAAAUAUUUAAUAGAGAAAUGAAAACUUUUAAUAUUUAUUUCAUUUUAUAUCAGGUUGUGGGCUCGCAUCUGAGGUGCUUCAACUCUAAAGGAAUAUAAAUUAUAGAUUUUUUUAAAAUGUGGGAACUUUCCUCUGUACAGACUUUAGAGGUGGGGGUCCUGGAAUGUUCCAGAUUCAAGUUAUAAUGCAGAAAUCAUCUAUGGCAGUCAUGGAGAAGGUGUCCUAUCUAGCUGUGGUUGGAGUGCAGCUCCCAUCAUUCCUCAUCACUGGCUGUGCUGGCUGGGGCUGGUGGGAGUUGUAGUCCAAGUCUUACCAACCAUUACUUGUCUUAUUCUGUUUAACCUCAACAGUUAGAGUAGACAAAGAACCAAAGCUUCUUUGCCCUUUCUGCUAGAUAGAAACUAAGGGUGGGAUCAGAUGUCAAGAAAGUACCACCUCUGACCACACUGUAAAGGGUUGCUUUUCCAGGAGCCAUCCACUUUAAUGCAACCCUUCAGUCCUUCCAGGAAUUGCUCCAGCUCAGCCCCAAAACAUAGUAGUCCUGCUGCUGAGCUAAAAUGGUCAUCCAUGUUGGGCACGGAGCAGGGUUGAGCAUGGAGCACUGCUGCCCAAUCAAACCUCAUGAGAUUGCUAGGAAAUAGUUUGCGUGAGACCACGCCGCAAUCAAUCUAAAGUGUGUGCUAUUUCCACUUCUGAUUGCACCCUCUCUUACACUUGGAUACCUGCAAUCUGCAAAGAGUGGGGACAGAGCUGAUCCAAAGUGGAGCUAUAAAAAUUUUUUUUAGGGGAUUAUCAAAGGUAGGGCAUGUCCCUCCAAAGUUCAAAGAACAAAAGGGCCACUCAGACAUUACCUACCCCAGCCCAGAUCAAUAACUAAAACCUUGUAGUUCUCCGGGCUUUAAUUUUUGUUCACGCUUUCUGAAGUUUGGGCCCUGGAUACUUUUCAGAGCGCCUCUCCCCAAGAACAUCCACCCAUGCCAUCAGAUCUUCAUGGGUAAUAUUCCUAGGAGUUGCCUUCUCCGCGGGGGCACCAGCCCUUUGGAAUGAGCUCCCAGCUGAGCUAUGCCUGGCCUCCUGCCUUUAAAAGGGUGUUUAAAACAAUAUUUUUAAAAGAAGCAUUCAGUAGCAUCCUCUAAGGACUUGCCUAAUUUGUCCUGUCAUCAGACUAUUCCUCCUGCUUGUGUUAUUUGUUUUAUACUAUUUUAUUGAUUGCUCUGUUUGUAUAUUUUUAUGAUUAUUUCUUACUUUUGCGUUUAUUUGUUGUCAAUUGCCCAGAGUACUGCUUCAUACUAACUGGGUAGUAUAAAAGUGAAAGAAGAAAGAUGCACACUAAGCUGCCCUGUAUAUCCUUGAUGGAUUCUGCCUCAUCCUUUAAGAAUCCAUGAGACACAGUAUUAGGUAGCAGACUGAGAGAGUUGCACCAUGAGCAAACUCUUACCCUUUCUGGAUAACAGAUAAGCUAUGAACUGGACCUGUUGCUUUAAUUGGUUUUCCAUUUUAAAAUCUGAAACAAGAGAUGCCUUUUAUAUAGUUUUAACUAACAUUCUAGAAGUCACUUUGAUCAUUUCAUAUAGGAAAACACACACCAACGUGAGUGUGUGAUAUAAAUGUUGACAUGUUACAGAAAAGGGAAGAAAGAUUUGACAUUGGGAUGAUAAAGACUCAUGUCUUAAAUAAGACCUAGUUCAGCCUCAACAGAUCAACUACAGUAUUCUAGCUUCAGAAGUGCAGUCAGUCCUUGUAAGGCUGAGCA
Pogona vitticeps (central bearded dragon) is the source of this 2814-nucleotide messenger RNA. It is a transcript of the gene SMAGP, whose product is annotated as small cell adhesion glycoprotein. The record is from RefSeq and is a predicted model, not a curated record. Lineage: Eukaryota; Metazoa; Chordata; Lepidosauria; Squamata; Agamidae.